Sabethes cyaneus is the source of this 516-nucleotide messenger RNA. RefSeq names its product superoxide dismutase [Cu-Zn]. The transcript has 3 exons. Bases 1 to 516 code for a protein of 171 amino acids. Gene Ontology annotation, molecular function: copper ion binding; superoxide dismutase activity. NCBI's taxonomy places the organism in Eukaryota, Metazoa, Arthropoda, Insecta, Diptera, Culicidae. Gene Ontology annotation, biological process: removal of superoxide radicals. The record is from RefSeq and is a predicted model, not a curated record.
AUGGGGGGUGAUGAGAGUCAACAGGAAGUAAUGGUGCAACGCACUCGUCAAUGGCCGGAACCAUCGUGGAAGGCAGGUGCCACCCUGGUAGCGGACAACCCGGAACAGCAAAUAAUGGGAACGAUCUCGUUCCGGCAGUGGGCCCCGGGUCACAUCGAGACAAACAUCAAUGCCACCGGUUUACCGGUGGGUAAACACGCCGUACACGUGCACGCUUUCGGCGACAUGCGCGAGGGUUGUAAAUCAACCGGACCGCACUUCCGCAGCAGUAUUAUCGGUAACAUUGAGGUCAAGGAGGACGGCAAUGCGAUGAUUGAUUUCCCCAGUCCGUACGUCAACCUGUUCGGUUUCGCUGGCAUUGUCGGUCGGUCCAUCGUGGUCCACGAGAAGGCUUCGGAAAUCUACCGGUUCCCGGACCUUUCGAUCAACAACCCGGUGUCGUUCCAGGGCGAAGAGGACACGGUCGGGGCAAGGAUUGCCUGUGGGAUUAUAACGAUUUUGGACAAUGUAUCUUAG